AUGGCUGCAAAUCGGUAUUCGUUCUCAAUUGCGCCAUCUUUAUUCAGCGGUAUAUUCACAGCAUAUUUCAUACCGACAUUUACUGAUUCACAUAUAAGCAUUACAUCUGUCACAAGGAAAGGUUUGCAACGGAUCAGUACGAUUUCACGUUUUUAUCGCGGAUCGAUGAUUUAUGCUUAUAACAGUUCGAUCAACGAUCCCUCUACAAUGUACAUAUCGGGCGCAUCGCCAUUUCUGAUUUUGUUAUCGAUGCGAACACAUUUGAAACAAAUCCCUUACGAAAGUUUUGCUUGUACGAUGCUUAUGCCACUGCCAGAUGAAGCUUAUUCUCAAAUAGCACUUCGAGAUGAUUUUAACGCUCAUUUUGCUCCUUUGGAUUCUUCAAAGGAUUACCGAACUGAAAUCUUCUUAGCAGCACCAAUGCAAAAUUGUCAGUCUUUCACCGUUAUUACAUUUCGUCCCAAUAGCACAAAGCUAAUUGACGUCAAACCCGACGUGAUCUCCGAUGACGUUGCCAUGGAAUGGGGUCAUCGAGCCAAUGAUGCAAUCGUUGGCUAUGCUUCAAGGCUUACUUUUACAUUUGUUAUACUUUAG
This is a messenger RNA of Brugia pahangi, 594 nucleotides long. The record is from the annotation of a GenBank genome assembly. NCBI's taxonomy places the organism in Eukaryota, Metazoa, Nematoda, Chromadorea, Rhabditida, Onchocercidae.